Molecule: messenger RNA, 3372 nt
Organism: Cadophora gregata
Lineage: Eukaryota; Fungi; Ascomycota; Leotiomycetes; Helotiales; Ploettnerulaceae
Exons: 4
Coding region: 1-3372 (1123 amino acids)
Biological process (GO): regulation of DNA-templated transcription
Molecular function (GO): histone acetyltransferase activity
Source: RefSeq, a predicted model, not a curated record
AUGGCGGCAGCGGUCCUCAUGGAGGAGGAGCUCCAGCAUAGCAUGGCGACGUCAGAAGAGGAUGCUGAGUUCGAGGAAGAUGAUGAGCUUGCUGCAGGUACUAUGGCAGAUGCAGAUGCAUUUGCAGCCAAUAGUCAGCUGCAUAAUGGAAUGCUGGAACAAAUAGAGGGAACAGAACCAGAGGAGGAGGAGGCGACUGCGACCGACGAGCUCUCUGAUGAGGAUGCCGAGGGCGAAGAGGAUGACGAAGUGGCAGAAUCAGCUAUACUGGACGAGGAAGAAAGUGACGAGGACGAGGACGACGAAGAAGAUGAAGAUGCCGAGGGAGUUGGUGCGGUCAAGAUACAACCGAGACACUUGGAAGAGGAUGAAGAUGUAGUCUCGGGAUCCGAUGAUGAAGAUGAUGUGAGCGUUGCAAGCGGUGCAAGCGGGGAGGACGACGACGAAUCGAAAGAUUCGUCAGAUGCUGAAGUCGAGGAACGAUGGGAGCCUGCUGCCGAAGAAGAUGAAGGAGAGGACGAAAUAGCGAACCCGAAUCGCUGCAUAUUCUGUCAGCAAGACGAGGAGAAUGACCCAAGCGAAGAGUUCGAGUUAUACCUAGCUUGCGGUGUCUGUGGUGACAAUGCACAUCGGCAAUGCGCCCGUACCGCCGGGGCACUCAAGUCAGACGAUGGCGCCUGGUACUGUCCUGAUUGCGUGACAAACAAUCUUGUCCCGAGCACUGUACCAGAAGAGCCUGAGUCACUUGAUCCCGCCGCCAGACGGAUAUCGAGAGACAGGAUCGCAGGGGACCUUCUUCCAUCUCAACGAGCCAUUAAACCUGACUCGCAUUCUGUUUUCAAUCAGCUCAUUGCGCCGGAUGAUCCAAUGGACGGAUCACGCCUGUUGCGCAAGAGGAAAACUUCCUCUGAUGCUGAUCCAGUUGAAGACACCCCUAGAAGGCGAACCCGUGACAAAGAUGCCAGCUCUAGUCAACCCAAAGCGCUAGCAGCAGAUGCGCAGUUAACAUUGGCUAACGGCGGCAUGGAUGUUGAUUCUGCUGUUGAUAAAUCCACUAUCCUGACCAAUGGCUCCAACAGGAAAGUCGAGAUCCCAAUUAGCCCACGAGCCUCAAGGUCCCUAAGGCCAAAGUCGUCGAAGGCGCCUGUUACCAUUCUCGAAAGAUUGCCCAAGAGCAUCAAGGUGAUGUUUAGAGUUGAUCCUAUUGAACUAGAACACAUCACGUCGCAACCUCCAAAGCCGAAGAAGAAAAAGAGUGGUGGCUCGACAUCUCGAUCUGUAGCUGCAGUGUCUCAAUUUGUUCCUUCAAGUUACUCUCAGCCAUUUUACUCCCUCCACGACAAAGAGAUGGACGAGCUCAAGUCCAAGCCAUACGGUGGUAUCCUCAAGGAACAAGAAGCAGAUACCUCAAUGACACUACCGAAACCUGAGCACCGCCGACAAUUCGAUGAGGCUCGCCAAAAGGCUGAAGAGGACUGGAAAGAUCGUGUACAAGCGGCGGCCGAGGCAGCUGCAAAAUCCGGCAUCAAGAAGGCACGCAAGGUGUCAGGGCCUGCAAGCCAGAUUGAAUAUAUCGAAUUUGGCGAGUACCAGAUCGAUAUUUGGUACGCCGCUCCAUACCCGGAGGAGUACAGCAGAAACAAAGCCUUGUUCAUCUGCGAGUUCUGUCUGAAGUAUAUGGAAUCGGACAUUGUUGCUUGGAGACACAAGACAAAAUGCCCUUGGAAGCAUCCGCCCGGCGACGAAAUAUACAGAGAUGGUAAGGUCAUGAUUUUCGAGGUGGAUGGUCGGAAAAACCCCCUUUACUGCCAAAAUCUCUGCCUGCUUGCGAAACUAUUUCUGGGAUCGAAAACGCUCUACUACGACGUCGAGCCAUUCCUCUUUUAUGUCAUGACAGAAUAUGACGAACUAGGCUGCCAUUUCGUUGGCUACUUCUCUAAAGAAAAGAGACCCAGCAGCUUGAAUAAUGUUUCUUGCAUUCUGGUCCUUCCUAUUCACCAACGAAAAGGCUACGGACAUCUGCUAAUGGAUUUCUCCUACCUUUUGACAAGAGUGGAAAAGAAAACAGGGUCACCAGAGAAACCUCUGUCUGACAUGGGCCUGGUGUCAUACCGAAACUACUGGCGACUGGUGCUCUGCUACUACUUCAAGGACUACAAACCACGCGACAAGAUACCUAGCAUUAGGACAAUAUCCGAUGAACUGGGCUUGACCCCAGACGAUGUAAUCUCAGCACUGGAUGCGAUGGGUGCAUUGAUUCGAGAUCCUAUUACUGGGACGUAUGCCCUAAAGCUCAAGACGGAUUACUAUCGCGAGGUGAUCCGACAGCACGAGGCCAAAGGCUAUGCCAAGCUCAAUCCAAUGGGACUUGUAUGGACACCAUACAUUAUGGGGCGGGGGAAUGCAUCUGCUUUUGAUCAUGCACCACCUCUGAACACGGUUGCUCCUCGUGACGAAGACGACGACGAUGAUGAAAUUUCGGCGACGAGAUUAUCGAGUACAAGCAAACGAGACUUCGAAACCUUUGCCAACGGUGAUACUGAUGCCGUUACUGAGUCGCUUGGGAAACUGUCAACGGAAUCUGGCGAGUCCAUUAAAGCGGGCACAACAGAUACAAAUGGUGAAGGAUCACAAUCAAGGCCCAAGCUUAACGGUAUGCCCAAGAAGGUCUCUUAUUACGAAGCGUCUGCUGCCAUUCCUCCAACACGAUUUGAAGUAUUUCCACCAAUUCCUGGCGCGCGCAACCGCAAUACCCCUCGGCCAUCGGCAUCGCGGCCUACUCCUACCCGAAGUAGGUCAGGACUUUCCUCAUCCUCGAGACCAAAGCCCCGGUCACGACCCUCUGGUGGUUCAUCUAGACGUACUUCAGCAGCACGACCCCGAAGCAGUACAUCUAGGAGGAAGAGUGGGGGAACCGGUAGAGGCCCCGGCCGGUACCCGAAAGGUACUUCAAAGGCUGACUUCAAUGGUGCAGACAGCGGUCCCGGUCUACCUCCGAAGCUCUUGAAACAAAGAAGCAGGUUGGGAAACGAGGUACUGCUUGGAGAUGAGGAAGGAGAGGAGGACGAUAACGAAGAUGCUGCUGAGAGCGGAGACGAUGUGGAUUUGGAGGAAGCAGAAGAUGCGGCCGCCCUCGAAACCCCCGCGAUGAAGAAACGACGUGAUGUCAGUCGAGGUAAAGGAUUGGGGAAACCAAUACUUGAUGCCAGGGGAAAGUCAAAGGGAAAAGGUUUGGGAAAGCCUAUUUUACCAGGUAAAGGAAAAGGGAAAGGGAGGGGCAAGAUGCCGCUCGAUGAUGACGAUGAAGUCAUGGAAGAUGCACCAGCCAUCUCAACAGAGAUGGAGUUGGAUGCUGAAGGGGAAGAUGAGUGA